Messenger RNA from Sordaria macrospora k-hell, 1224 nucleotides. The record is from RefSeq and is a predicted model, not a curated record. Lineage: Eukaryota; Fungi; Ascomycota; Sordariomycetes; Sordariales; Sordariaceae.
AUGGCUACCGCCAACAGGCUCGAGAGGCGGCAGUCUUUCGACGUUGUAGCUGAACAAGUAAAACGAAAGUUCGACAUUUCCCACUUCGACCUCAAUGCCGUCAUCAGAGGUGUCCAGUUGACGCUUGUUGGUGCCCAACGGGCAUUACAGAAUCCUGGCAUCUUUACCUCACGACACUAUAAACAAGCCGCCAUUGCCGUAGCUGCUGGCGUUCUCAUCCGCUUGCUGAUAUCCAUACCUAUUAUCGGCAUCAGGGUCUUACUCUGGUUCCUGUCCUUUGGGAUUGAUCUAAGCAAUGCUACCUGGGACGACAAGUUGGUCGGCGGCCUUGGCUUCGUCGAGGAACACGUUCUUCAAGCGCCCCUAUUCUUUAUGAGCUUGAUGCGCUAUGUUACUCCGACGUUGGAUGAUCUGUUUGUUUCCAUAUGGCCACACCUCUACUCCUCGGACAAGUCUGUUAACCAGCUGCCCUACAGAUUCAUGGACUCGAUCAGAUGGGUCGAUACAACCUAUGUCAACAAGCAUAAGCACGACCAAGACCCCAGCAAGCUUCGGUCCAUGUACUAUCCCAACCUGCGCCAAUACACGGCCAGAGACGGGACCACGAACUCGACAAGCACCGCCGAGAAUAUCUCCAUGUUUAUCUACCGCUUCGCCAGGAAAGGUGCUAUCUCGCUCGCCGUCUUUGCGGCCUCAUACCUGCCUUAUGUUGGCCGUUUCGUCCUUCCAGCAGCCUCUUUCUGGACAUUCAACAGGGCUGUUGGUCUUGGCCCCGCCUCUGUCAUCUUUGGCACCGGCGUCCUCCUCCCCAGGAGGUACCUCGUCAUCUUCCUGCAGAGCUACUUCGCCUCGAGGAGUCUUGUGAGGGAGCUUUUGGAGCCGUAUUUUGCCAGAAUUCGGUUUACCAGUGAGCAAAAGAGAAAGUGGUUCCGCAGCCGUGAGGGUCUCCUGUUUGGCUUCGGUAUUGGAUUCUACAUCCUUCUUCGUGUUCCCCUUCUUGGAGUAUUGAUCUAUGGUAUUGCUGAAGCUAGCGCCGCCUAUCUGAUCACCAAGGUAUCCGACCCGCCUCCGCCGCCAUCAGAGUCCAGCGGGUUCGCCGAGAGCCAACUUGAAUGGAGGAACAAGCAGAAGUUCCUCAGCCUGUCGUUGGCAAACAUGGACAGCAUUCAUGAUAAGCCGCCUCCAUAUUCGGCAGUUGACCCGCAUCCCAAAUCCGAGCUAUAA